Messenger RNA from Spodoptera frugiperda (fall armyworm), 831 nucleotides. RefSeq lists its product as uncharacterized. The transcript is spliced from 4 exons. Gene Ontology annotation, molecular function: serine-type endopeptidase inhibitor activity; protein binding. The record is from RefSeq and is a predicted model, not a curated record. Lineage: Eukaryota; Metazoa; Arthropoda; Insecta; Lepidoptera; Noctuidae. The coding region runs from base 139 to 762 and encodes 207 amino acids.
AUGCGCGUGAGUUUAUAAACAAAACCGGUGUCUCCUAGUGGACAGUCAGUGGCCGACAAGCGUCUCGAACGUUGUACUUAUUCGACAAAAACUUUAACACAACUACCAUCAAAGUAACAUAAUUAUUCUUUUUUUAAAAUGGAGAAGCUGUGCCUUUUUUUCGUAAUUGCUCUUUUCGCCAGCGCUCUGGGACAAGAUGCACAAAAUCCCGAUGACUUAGAAGACAGGUAUAACCAAAAUUGGUUUGGGAACCAAGGCCAACAGAGGCCAAACGGAUUCCCAGGGCAAUUCCCUGGCCAGAACCAAUUCCCAGGGCAAUUCCCCGGUCAGAAUCAAUUCCCCGGUCAGAACCAAUUCCCAGGGCAAUUCCCCGGUCAGAAUCAGUUCCCCGGUCAGAAUCAGUUCCCCGGUCAGAAUCAGUUCCCCGGUCAGAAUCAGUUCCCCGGUCAGAAUCAGUUCCCCGGUCAGAAUCAGUUCCCCGGUCAGAAUCAGUUCCCUGGAUGGACUACCCAGAGACCACAAACAACUACAUCUGCCAGUGGUACCACAACCACAACCAUGUCGCCAGCUCAGCAACAGUGCAUCAGGUCUUGCCCUGUGACUGCUGAAUACAACCCUGUUUGCGGUUCUAACGGUGUCACUUACACUAACCCUGGAAGACUGUCCUGUGCUCAAAUGUGUGGUGUCUCUGUGAACCUACAAAGAUCAUCGCCUUGCCCCACCCCGCCACCGACCGUUGACGGCGUCCCCCAAACCAACUAAUUUAUUAUUUUAAUAUUUAAUAAUAGGACUGAAUAAAUUAUAAUUUGAAUAUUUUUGACAGUAUAAUAA